AACCCUUAAUUGUUGCUUCCUGCCUGUCUGUAAAAAAAUUAAACAUGGCGUUGUUUUGUUUUUGUGUUAAAUAAUUACUAUUAUUACUUGAUAUCCUGUUUCCGAAAAAAGUUCAAAUAUCCCCAAAAUGUCCAGAACUAAAUCGCGACAAAACGUGGAGGUGUGCGGCGAUUGCGGGGCUGCAGAUGCCACUUGGGCGUCGUUGAAUAAGGGCAUAUUAUUAUGCACCCAAUGCUGUAGUGUGCACCGCAGUCUCGGCAGACAUAUCAGUCAAGUGAAAUCCAUAUUGAAAACCACUUGGAAUCACAAUCAGCUGAAUAUGGUUACAACUUUAAAUAAUAAUGGAGCGAAUAAUAUUUGGGAACAUACACUGUUAGAAAAUGGAGGCAAAUUGCUGAAGAAAAAACCUUCCUCAAAAGAUCCUAUAAGCGUAAAACAGGAAUAUAUAAAAUGCAAACAUCAACUGUGCCAAUUCGCCUUUCGAGAGAACUAUGAAGAUGGUCUGCUUAGUGUGGAAAAUGAGUUAGGCAAGCAGUUGCAUGCUAGUGUGCGCACACCCAAUUUGGAAACUUCCUUUCGCUUGCUAGCUUUAGGGGCUGAUCCAAACUAUUUCCAUGAUGAAAAAGGUUCAACACCUCUGCAUGUUGCAGUAAAUUUCGAUCAAAAGUUGCAAGUUGAAUUGCUGUUAGUGUAUGGGGCAGAUCCUACUUGUCCUGAUAAUCAGGGUAGGACACCUUUAGAUUAUGCCAGACAAUCAAAUAAUAAGGAAGUGAUGAGUCGUCUCAUUGAAAGCCAAUAUGAGGUGACCGAUACUUUCAGUUAUUAUUUAUCUUUGAGGAAACCAGAUCAUAAUAAGGGUGUACAUUUUUUAAUUCCUCCUGUUGGUUUCAAAUCAGUUCCUGCAUCAUUGGCGAAACUUCGAAAGUUACCGAACCAUGUGUUCGAAGAACUUGUAAUGGAUGUCUACGACGAAGUGGAUAGAAGGCAAACAGAAUCCAUCUGGCUAAGUUGUGCAGAUACCACUGACUUAAAUGACGUGCCGUUUUUACCUGUGGACAACACACUGACCACCACUCGAAACCAGGGAAGGCAAAAGUUGGCCCGUUUUACCACUCCCGAAUUGAAAAGCCUUGUUUAUGAUAUUUUGGUCGACACACAACGCAGACAAAACCCCCAUAAAAGCGGCUCAACUCAGCUUCGUGAAACUUCUGAAAUUGAUGAUGACGAUCCGUUAUACGAUUCGGUUGCUGAAGACGAGGAUUACGCCGUUCCAAUCGAAAAAGAUGAAGAGGCUGCUCCUACCACCUCAUCAAACAAGGAUAGCAUUAUCUCGAUCGACAGCAUUAAUAAGACCAAUCAAGUGUUGGAGCAGUUAACAAAACAGUUAAAACAUUCAGAUGGCACUAUCACCGAAUUACGUGCGGAGGUAGCGAAGCUGCGACAGAGUGUAAAAACAUUACAAGGGGAAAACUUCGAACUACGCAGGCGUUUGGCGUCGUCGCACAAAGGAACAGGGUUUGUUAAUGGCGACAAUGGUUUUGAUUCUUUAGAAUUCAUUAAUGAGCACACGGAAUUAUCGCAAGAACUACCGAAUGGUUCUAAAGCAGUAGACGAGGUGGAUUUGCGACAAAAAAAGGCUCAACUCAGACCAACGAGCAUGUACGAGCCACGAGAAGGGAUUAAUAAGUUGGCCAAUUGGCAAGCCCUGAAAGCACAGUUGAAGCAGAAUGAAAGCUCGUCUGCACGUGAUCGAGAGACAGUUCUUCAAUGUACCGAACAAAUAACACGCACGAUCCAGCGUCUUUGCAAAGCUAUCCAGGAGCCCGAGAAGGGGGAAUGCGUGUCUAGUGGUGAAAAAGUUAAACUUGCUAUUGCCGUACUCGCUAGUACUCUACCCAAAGUGACUCAGGAAUGUGAAGGUGAAAAAGUAAAGCAGAUGCUCGAAGUGGCGAAUCGGCUACAACCGGAAUGUAUGGGUCUUCAAAUAUCGCGCCUUAAAGGCGAAACCAAAUCCGUCGACGCGCAUUUCAGCAACAUUCGCGACAUUGCAUUUAAUCUUGCCAAAUUUACAAAAGAGAUUGUCACUAAAUAUUCGGCAAGUCCGUAAUAGUUUGAUUGUUGCUCAUUUGUUCAACUAUUUCAACACUGACUGACAUUUUAAAAUUCUUGUUGUGUUUGAAAUGUUUAAAUUUCAGUAUUCGUUUUAUGAUAAUUUUUUUUAUAAAUAACAUAUUAGUUUUAUGUUUUUUUUUUAGGUUUAGUUUGUUAGAAAAUUGUUGAAAAUUUUAUGUAUGAAUACUAUAACUUACUAAUUAAAAUAUUUUAUAUAUUUUUAUAAUGUUGCAGUCUUUAAAAGACAAAAUUUCAGAAGCCAUUUACCCCGUUUCCUAAUUUCCGAAUAAAACAACAGUUAAUAAAAUAGUAUAUUGAAUACAAAAAAAGGGGACCAUUUGCAUAUAGUAUUCAUGCACUCCACAUAGUAUAUACUAAUCAUUAUAUACUAUAUUACAACGUUAUUGACUGACUUAAUUGUAUAAGCAAUGUUUUAUAUGCUAAUAAAAUUAAUUGUUAAAAACA
Messenger RNA from Anthonomus grandis grandis, 2577 nucleotides. It is a transcript of the gene Git, whose product is annotated as ARF GTPase-activating protein Git. Gene Ontology annotation, molecular function: protein binding; GTPase activator activity. Gene Ontology annotation, biological process: brain development; regulation of ARF protein signal transduction. NCBI's taxonomy places the organism in Eukaryota, Metazoa, Arthropoda, Insecta, Coleoptera, Curculionidae. The record is from RefSeq and is a predicted model, not a curated record. The transcript has 13 exons. The coding region runs from base 128 to 2107 and encodes 659 amino acids.